AGGCCCGUCCUGGUCCCUUCGUCUCCAAGCUGACCCAGAGGAGGGCAGUGUCGCCUGGACGGCGCUGCGGAGACCUCCGCCCAGGACAGCUCCCCCUCCCCGGGCCGCUCCCCUCUCGCCCGCGAGUCCCCUCGCCUCUUGGGCCUCUCGGAUCUGACACCGUGGGCUGAGGUGAGAGCAGGCCCGGGGAGGCGAUUCCAGCAAAGGAGCCGCGUUCGCCAUCAAGAUGAUAGAGGUACUCACAACAACUGACUCUCAGAAACUGCUACACCAGCUGAACACACUGUUGGAACAGGAGCCGAAAUGUCAGCCAAAGGUCCCCGGCUUGAGACUCAUUGAAUCUGCGCAUGAUAAAAGCCUCAGGAUGACUGCAAGACUAAGGGACUUUGAAGUGAAAGAUCUUCUUAGUCUAACUCAGUUCUUUGGCUUUGAUACAGAGACAUUUUCUCUAGCUGUGAAUUUAUUGGACAGAUUCCUGUCCAAAAUGAAGGUACAGCCCAAGCACCUUGGGUGUGUUGGACUAAGCUGCUUCUACCUGGCUGUAAAAUCAAUAGAAGAGGAAAGGAAUGUCCCACUGGCAAGUGACUUGAUCCGAAUCAGUCAGUAUAGGUUCACGGUUUCAGACCUGAUGAGAAUGGAAAAGAUUGUGUUGGAGAAGGUGUGUUGGAAAGUCAAAGCUACUACUGCCUUUCAAUUUCUGCAGCUCUACUAUUCACUCAUUCAAGAGAACUUACCAUUUGAAAGGAGGAAUAGCCUUAAUUUUGAAAGAUUAGAAGCUCAACUUAAGGCAUGCCACUGCAGGAUCCUAUUUUCUAAAGCAAAGCCUUCUGUGUUGGCAUUGUCUAUCAUUGCACUGGAGAUCCAAGAACAGAAGUGUGUCGAGUUAACAGAAGGCCUAGAAUGUCUCCAGAAACAUUCCAAGAUAAAUGGCAGAGAUUUGACCUUCUGGCAAGAGCUCGUAUCCAAGUGUUUAACUGAAUAUUCAUCAAACCAGUGCUGCAAACCAAAUGUUCAGAAGUUGAAGUGGAUUGUUUCUGGACGAACUGCACGGCAACUGAAGCAUAGUUACUACAGAAUAGCCCACCUUCCGACCAUUCCUGAAACGGUUCCUUAACUGGAUUAUUACAGCAACAAAAACCCUUCUCUGAAGCCAUUCACCGCAAUCUUAGAGGCUGGAUUCCAUAAUGUUGUAGUGAAUUUAAGCUGUGAAUUGUCAAAACAUCACAACUGGAUUAGCAUUGAUGUUCUCAGAUUUGGGAAAACUGCCUAAUUAAUUAUGCUGUAGUGGAUGAAAUUAUGCUUAAAUUUGAAUUCACCUCAGGCAUACAAAGCCAAGAACAUAAUGUGAAAUGUUAAUGACAAGUCUGGGAAGGUAAACUGUGAAUCUCCAUUUUUAAUAUUGAUCCAACUUUCUAUAUUGCGUCGGUAUAUUUAGGUGGUAUUAAAAAUGGAAACCUACUUAAAUGUAAAAUUAUGAGGUUUACAUCAAAACCAAUAUUUCACAAUUGCACUUUUAAGACAUGAGAGUCACUAUUUUAGGUGGUGAAUAUGGUUUCUUAGCACCCAUCAUGCAAGUAAUCUGUUUUCCUUUAUUGUAACAUGGGAAUUACAUUUUAUAUAAAGCAGAACUACAUACCUAGUAAUUUUGGCAUAUUAAUUUAUCUAAUUUUUUUUUUUUUUUUUGUAGAAAACAAGUGAUGUUUGUGUCCAGGAAAAAUGUUUUUAUACAAAAUCUGCUUUGGUAUAGUCCCAUCAAGAAAAAUAGUUUUAUUGUAAUAGUGACUCAAAAUAAAUUAACAUCACUCUGAAAACUUGCUAAGUUAACACUCCUGGAGUUUUACUAAAGACUCUUUCUAUACAACUGCCAUUGCUUCUUUGAAUAUUUAUAAUGAAGGGAAUAUACUUUCACUAAUUUCCCCUGCUGCGAAAACAGGUCUUAGGUAAAUAUGCAGCUUCAUAACCAUGAGGUUGCUGAGGCAGCCUGCAGGAUUUCCUGUUAAGUCAGUGAAUAUGAGAUCUACAGUGUUAAAAGUGUUAUAAAGGACUGGGUGUGAUGUGUAGCCCGAGUCCAUCCAAGACGACGGUACCCAAUUCUGACAUCAUGUUAUGGAUAAAUACACUGAAAAUGAACCAAAGAACCACAGUGUAUCUUAUACUUUUGUAAACAGUGUUUUGUAGGUAACUUUUCAGUUUUCCCAAAAGGCUGAUACAUUUCAAUAUUUUUAUUACAUCUGUGUUGAUUCUGAGUUGGCAGAGGUGACCUAACCAACUACUAUUGUUUUAGUACUAAAGAAUAUACACUUCAAUAAAGUUAAUUGAAAUGCA
This is a messenger RNA of Miniopterus natalensis, 2325 nucleotides long. It is a transcript of the gene CCNG1, whose product is annotated as cyclin G1. The record is from RefSeq and is a predicted model, not a curated record. Lineage: Eukaryota; Metazoa; Chordata; Mammalia; Chiroptera; Miniopteridae.